This is a messenger RNA of Limulus polyphemus (Atlantic horseshoe crab), 1022 nucleotides long. It is a transcript of the gene Dhfr, whose product is annotated as dihydrofolate reductase-like. Gene Ontology annotation, cellular component: mitochondrion. Gene Ontology annotation, molecular function: NADP binding; dihydrofolate reductase activity. Lineage: Eukaryota; Metazoa; Arthropoda; Merostomata; Xiphosura; Limulidae. Gene Ontology annotation, biological process: glycine biosynthetic process; tetrahydrofolate biosynthetic process; folic acid metabolic process. The record is from RefSeq and is a predicted model, not a curated record. The coding region runs from base 369 to 839 and encodes 156 amino acids. The transcript is spliced from 6 exons.
AGUGAAUCAUUAAAACGGAGAUGAUGGUAGUAUCUAUUUUCCAUGGAUAAACUAAAGAUGUGGUAUGGGAAAACAGUACAGAAGAUUUCAAACCUAGAUUAUAGUGCUUAAUUUAUUUACUAGUAUUACUUCAAUGCCUUGUUGUAGUCAAUAUCUUUUCAGCAGUUCUGACUGACCAGGUGUAAUGUUGAUUUACUGUUCACUGUGGUCUUGAUGUGGUAUGUGGCAAUGCCAGUUCACAGGAAGGUUUCAGCCGGUCUGCAAAAUUGUCAAAAAAGAAAGUUCUAUAGAAGGUUAAUAUUGUAAGAAGUGGCCCAUGAAACUUUGGGUUCAGAACCAGCUGGUCCCUAGCUGGAAAAAGAAGGGAAAUGUCAUUUUUCAAAUGUUUAACACUAACAACCAAGGACAAAGAGAAGCAAAAUGCUGUUGUAAUGGGGAGGAAAACCUGGUUUUCUAUUCCUGAGAAGCAUCGCCCUCUAGCUGGAAGAAUUAACAUUGUGCUGAGUCGAGAACUAAAAGAACUGCCUGGUGCUCACCACUUAGUUCCAUCUUUUCAAGAAGUUGUUCAAUUGUUAAAAGAACCAUCACUAGUUAAGAAAAUUGAGAAAAUAUUUGUUAUUGGUGGAAGUUCGUUGUAUAAAGAAGCGAUUGAUUCUUCUUACUGUAGCAAGAUCUAUCUUACUCGUAUAGAUCACGAUUUUCAAUGUGAUGCAUUCUUUCCCGAGCUUGACACUAACAAGUACCUAUUAAUCAGAGAUGCUGAAGUUUUGCAAGAAGAACAAGAAGAAAAUGGUAUCAAGUACAGGUAUGAAGUUUAUAAGAGACAUGCACAGCUGUAACUCUCAUAAUUCCAUACAUAUAUAUGACUGAGUAAAAUAAUCUUAGUUUAUGUAAUAUCUCAGAUUAAUAUUUUGUUACCUGCUUAUACUAUGGAUAUAAAAUUGAAAUAAAGUUUAGACUUGUAUAACAGAAUUUGAAAAACUUUGUAUGGAAUAUUAAUAAACCAGUUAUAUAGUUGUCAA